GUAAUCUCCAGAGUAACUUCGCAAUCGCCACGGUAUUCCAUGAGGAGACUCCUGACAUCGUAAAGCAUUCGCUUAUCGUGCUCAGGCUCGCCUUCGAUGAUUCGGAGCAGGAGGCGAUGGAUUUCAUCAGCCUGCGCCGAUGAAUUGGCGUUGGAUGAAUUGGCGUUCUCGCGCCGUUGCCGUUCUGUCUGGCAUGCCCGUUCGUCCCUUGUGCUGGCCCGCUGACGGGCGACUG
Messenger RNA from Geodia barretti, 235 nucleotides. NCBI's taxonomy places the organism in Eukaryota, Metazoa, Porifera, Demospongiae, Tetractinellida, Geodiidae. The record is from the annotation of a GenBank genome assembly.